UAAUCUGUAGUUUUAUUGUCUAUGCAUAAAUCACAUGACCCUUUAUUUUGUCCCCGUGAUCAAAAUCCGAGAAUUCAAAAAUAAUUACGCGCAAUGGCCAAAAUUAAAUUGGACGUUGAUGAUAUACAUGAAAAUUCACUUGAUAACAGUGCUGACAGUGAAUAUUUGGGUAUGGUGGAUGAGAGCUCUUUUGGAGCAGAGGAACGAACCCAUUUAGUAACACAACAGUUUUUGGACACAAAUGAAAACAGUACCUCCUAUUCUUACAGAGAUAUUCACUCUGGAUCUGUCACAUACAAGUUGAUACCAAUGACGGGAGAAGAAACUACAACCAGCAUCGCUUCACAUUCACCAUCACAUGAGUACUAUGUAAUAAGUAAUCCAGUAGAGAUGUUUGGACCUACACAAGCUCAAAAGAAACCUAAUCCCCGUAGAGAAGCUAUGCAAAACAAAGCAGUUACAACAAAGAAGCGCGACGAUAAACGUCGUGCAACACAUAACGAAGUGGAGAGGCGUCGAAGAGAUAAAAUCAACAGUUGGAUCACAAAACUGGCGGCCUUAGUUCCCAACUCUGGUUUGCCUGAUUCCGCCAGCAAGGGUGGCAUAUUGGCUAAAGCUUGUGACCACAUUACCGAACUAACACAAAAGCAAAAGAAGUUGGAAAAACUAGAAGUAGAAAAUGAAAAGUUAGUUUUAGAAAUAUUAAGACUCAAUCAAGAACUUGCUGAAGUGCGAAAGGAGAAUAGCACCAUACGGGAUCAAAUCGCUGACAACUGCAUAGUGGUCACACACAGGCCGAAGGGACAAAAGUCCUAGUUUUAAUCCCCGACUGGUGAGAAACUUAGAACUUAAACAAGGUGCUGAUAGAGCUAAGAGUGAUUGUGUAUAGUUGUCAAGCGAUAAUUUCUACUAGAUAAAAAAUUUUGCUACGGCAAGUAUGCGAGGUUUUUUUUAGUGGCAACGUUCUGGUGUUUUUGUAUAUGAUGAUAAAAGUUAGGCUAUGAAUGUUUAUUAAAUUAUGUACAUUGAGAACUCGAGAGGAUUUCACAUGAGAAUGUUAAUUUUGUUUUAUAGUUUUGUUUAGUAUUUCUUUUCAUAUAAUUAUUGCUUCUUACUUGCUCUUAUUGUUUUCGUAUAAUCAUGUAAAUGAGGUCUUUUUUAAAGAGGUUAUUGUUUUGCUCUUUAUUUUGUUUUAAUAAAGAAAUACUUAUUGUUUUAGCACUUUCUGUGCAUAAACUGAUUUCUAAUUAUCCUUGACAAUAAAUUGUUUUAGAUUAAAAUUUGUUACAUAAAAAUGAAAUACAAAAUAAAUUAUAGGUACAUGAAAGUGAAUUGUAGAAAUAAUAACAUUAGAUUAAGUCACCAUUAUUUAAAAAGCAGUAAUAAUAUUUAUUUUAAUUAUUAGUUACGAUCAUUAAGAAUCUGUUUCUUUACAUUUAUUUUAAUGUUAAAUGAUUAUUUUGUAAUCAAGUGUGAUAUAGUCUAGGAUUCUAGGCACUAAAGAAACUUUUUAUAAGCCUAAACAUUGUUACUAUUUUGUAGGAAAUCUGAAAGCCUUUUACUGUUUAAAUUUUAUUGCAUGAAUUCGUAGUAUGCAUUGAAAAAUGUAUAUAUUACAAUCGUUAAAUCUCAUAAAACCUACAGUGCAUAUCUAAACUGAAAUUCAUAUAAAUCGACCCAAAUGUUUCAUUUGAUAUUGAACAAUAAAAUAUUAUUCUAUGGCCACAUUAUUGCACUAUCGCGAACACUUUUAGUUUUAACCAAGCAAUAGUCACAUUUCUGACCACGUUCAGAAAAUAUGACUAUUGCUGCUUUACAUUUCUGACCGUGUUCAGACAAAAAGUUGAUCCAUUACAGAAAUUUCUAUUCUUUUUUAAUUCCAAUAUACAUCAUUUGGCAACAAAAGAUUUAUAUGCCAAAUGUUUUGUUUGUUUUUAACAUAGGGUCAAGGAUAAAAAUGAGGAAAAGCAUAUUCUGCCUGACUAACCUUUACGUUGUCUGGCAGAAUGAAAAGGUUGAUAUAGCUUUAAAAUAAAGAAGCUAUUUUAUUACCUACAUAGUUGUAGUAGUAUAUAUAUCACUAUUAAUUUAUAAAUUGUAUUAAACAAAAAUAAAUAUUUCUUACAAAACAUAGUACCCCGAUUAUGCUCUAAAAUUUAUUACUUUUUAUUGCAAUGGGCCUAAAUCUAAAAAGUCUCUCAUUUUCAUUAUUUAUAGACUUUGAUAAGGUCAUAGUAUUGUCAAACUUAGUUUUAGGAUUCAUGCAAAAAUUCAGGGUAGGCAAUAGCGCAAGUGAUAUUUUUUGUAUUGCAAGCGUCUAUAAGCUUUGGUGGCCACUAGUAAGCGGCCAAACUAGCAUAAGUAUGCUAGUUUAAUAAACAAAAAGAAAUAGGCCCAUAUUUAUAAAAAGUACACAAUGUUUUUUUUUUGUUGAAAACUCGAAGAAAUGAAAUGAAGCUUAACGAAUGGCAAAACCUCGCAAUAGGGUAUUUGACAAGUUUAAGAAAACGAUCUCACGUUAUUGACUAGUGUUUAUGGAGACCGUAAAAAGUGGAUAUUCAUCAUUCUGUUGUGUAUUUCAGUAAAAAUAACCAAAUCAAAAACUCCAUUUUCAAGUUGCCGCGAAAACGUUUCUCUGGACAAUAUGGCGUCUUACUAGUGUGUGACGUCACACGACUGUUAUAAAAACGUCAAACGAUACAAUGUAAUGUCACUUUAACCGGAAGUUUACUUGCGUGUGACGUCAUUUUCGGCGCCGCCAAUCCCAAGCGUUUUGACAAUAGAUAAGAAAACUAUUAUCUUUUUCGUUAGUUUUUAGUAAAAUUAUGAAUAUUUUUUUGUUAAAAUAGUAAAAACCCCUGCCAAACCAUUCUAAACACAGAUGCUAACAAUUGGCACUUUAUUUUUAACACUGUCAUAUACCCUAUUGUUUCGUCCUGCAUCAAUUUGCAUUAAAAUUCAAAAUCGAUAUCAUGACGAUGGACGCUGCUGGUUGUUUUUUAAGGGUGGUCGCCAGUCUCUUUAAAUCCCUUGAUUUUGAAAUGGGUUCAUAUAAGGUGCCCGUAAAUAGAGAUUUUAAACGGCCAUAUUUCGCUAAAUAUUAAUUUUCUAAAAAAAUCCACGCAAAGCAAUAUCUCUGAAUAAAUAAAGCUACAAUUCAGUGCUUAGCUUAUUUUUUCACUCCAGUAUUUCGUAGUUAAUCGUUUUUCACUUAAAGCUCAUUUUUUUCUAAAAUGAACCCAUUUCAACUUCUACAAUGUAUUGAUAAUACAUAUUUAAAGAGGACCGAUCUUAUUUUUAUUAUAAGUUGCUCAAUUUUCAUGCAAAAAGUCUCUAAAGAUUGUAUAAGUUUUCCUCGAAAAAUUCAGUUUUCCCUCUAUUUGAAUUCGAAUCUUUUGUAUUUAGUAUUUGACAAGCAAAAGCUAAUUAUUAACAAGCCGCGGUCCGUAUUAGUUACAUAGUAAUUGUAAGUACAAGUUUUCUAUUGUUUUUUUAUGAAAUGGAUAUUUUUUCGUUUUGCGUUGUUCAAAAAUAUGUAUACCUCGGGCAGACACUACAGUUAGGUAGAAACAACUUUGAGGACGAGGUGAAUAGAAGAAUUCAGCUAGGUUGGGCAGCGUUUGGGAAGCUACGUCAAGUCCUGACAUCGUCGAUCCCACAGUGCCUAAAGAUGAAAGUCUUCAAUCAGUGCGUCCUACCUGUGAUGACAUACAGAGCCGAGACGUGGACACUGACGGUACGGCUGGUCCACAAGUUCAAAGUCGUUCAACGCGCUAUGGCAAGGGCUAUGCUCGGCGUUUCUCUGAAGGAUCGCAUCAGAAAUGAGGUAAUCCGACAGAGAACGAGUCAUCGACAUAGCCCACCGGAUUAACAAGUUGAAGUGACCGCGUCUAGGCAAACGUAGUGUAGGACCUCCUCUGGCACGAUGGAGUGACGAUUUGCGCAAGUCACAUUGCAGGAGCUGGAUGCGAGUAGCCCAAGAUCGAUCUCAGUGGCGUGCAAUUGGAGAGGCCUAUGUCCAGCAGUGGACCAGGAUAGGCUGUUGAUGAUGGAUAUUUUUUCAAUUAUUCGCGAAAAACCCAAUAGAAACGAUGAUUCUUUUAUGUUUCUAUAGUUAAAAAGUAAUAAAUAAAUACCAGGAUAAAAGCGGUCCUCGGCAUGAUAUAGAUUUAAAAAUUCUAGUGCUAUUCUCUUCAGUGAAAAUUUCAAGUAAAUCCAUGUGAGACAAAAAAAUUACGCUCCAAAAUGAAGCAUUUUCUGGACUUUUUGGUGGAAAACACGGCCAAUUUUAGUUAUCGGUGUUAUUUUUGGUUGCCAGAUAAUAUUGUUUAACUAGAAACCUUUUUAAUUGACUCAACUAAAUUCUCAAUUCUUUAUCCAAUGUUCUUGUAAUUUUCACAAUGUGUCUCUCGUGAAAUUCAUUUUUCGUGUGUUUGUAAAGGCAACCAUUAUCACUACAUAACUUACAUGGGUCCAAUCAUCCAUUGAAAUGUAUCGUGUUGUAUAAUAUUAUGUUGCUUUAAAUAACUUUUUAUAAUAGUUAUAAUCUUUGUGUAAUUCUAAAUAGUGUAAGCGGUAGCGAUAGCUGAAUGUUCACGAUUAAAUAUGUGCAUUUUAAUCUUAUGUUGGAAAAAUACAAGUUAUUAUCACCGGUCUUAAUGAUAUUGUUCAAAUAUUUUCAUCGCUAUAAGUCAAAUACAUAUUAUUAACUUAAUUUCUUCUUUCACAUAAAACACCUACUUCACCUGCUAAGGAGUAUGGUGAUAAUCUUUAUUUGUUAGGGGCCGUUCAAGUAUUACGUAAGCACUAUAGGGGGGCAGGGGGUCUUUGCUUUGCUUAUUUUUGAUGACAUUGACAUUGGAGGGGUGGCGGGGGCGGUCGAGAUAGUGAUUACGUCAGCAUCAUGGAUUCGGGUGCCAUGGACUGAAGAACUGGAAAAGUUUGUUUUGUUCGUAAUAGUAAUUAAUAAGAUUAUAUUUGUACCUUACUCUAUGCAGAAUACUGUGUCAAUAAAGUUAGUUUAAAUAAAUACUACGUGCGUUAAAGUCCUCUAUCCUAAACCUUUUUAAGUACUGCUACUUAUGAAGCUCAUGAAAGCUCAUGAAUCAAUAAAAAAACAUAAUACAUUAAAGGAAAAAUUCAUAUAGGUACCAAUGCUUACGUUAGCAUGGGAGGAGGUCUAAGAGCUUUCCUUACUUUUGCUGACGAGGGGGAGGAGGGGGUAAAUAAUUGUAAUAAAUCUGCUUACGUAAUACUUGAACGGCCCUUUAUUUCUGAAUUUCAUAAAACAUGUUUAUCCUACCAGCAUGUUUUGUAUAAUCCGACCAACAAUUAUUUAACCUAUUAGAUCAUAAAUCAUGUUUUUAUAUCGAAAAUCACUUUAUAAAUGAAAAGACAUAUUUAAACCUAACUUCACAAUUUUUUCAAUUACUUAUUUUAAUAAGACUAUUUUUUUUGUUAAAACCUUGAGCCGAACCUUUUGUCUCAUGUAAUUCAUUGUAAAGCCAAUAAAUAAAACUAGUUUUAACGGGUUAAUGCACGAACUCUAUUUAUUUAUCGACGUUUCGCAGCCUUUUCAGGUCUGCAUCGUCAGAAUAUGCAUAUUCAGCAGGUCUGAGAAUCGGACAACAUCUAAAACAUUUUUCAUCCCCCUAAAUGUAAAGCUGCUGGAUUAUUUUUUAUUAUUUUUUUAACUACAUCCAGAUUUGUGUAAAAAUAUAAUCAGAUGUUAAAUAUA
Molecule: messenger RNA, 5737 nt
Organism: Chilo suppressalis (striped riceborer)
Lineage: Eukaryota; Metazoa; Arthropoda; Insecta; Lepidoptera; Crambidae
Source: the annotation of a GenBank genome assembly